Colletotrichum abscissum is the source of this 1602-nucleotide messenger RNA. RefSeq lists its product as uncharacterized. The coding region runs from base 1 to 1602 and encodes 533 amino acids. The transcript is spliced from 2 exons. The record is from RefSeq and is a predicted model, not a curated record. Lineage: Eukaryota; Fungi; Ascomycota; Sordariomycetes; Glomerellales; Glomerellaceae.
AUGGGAUCGCCAUAUCUCCUCGCUCACGGUAACGGCAAGCCAGUCUCGGAUGCAACAACUACCAUAUCAGCGGAAAAGGGACGUUACAAUGUUUGGGUUCGAGCCAAGGACUGGGUUCCAGCUCAUCAUCCUGGUCAAUUUACCCUGACUAUCAACGAAAACACGCUUGACACAGUAUUCGGCGUCAAUGGCAAAGAUUGGCACUGGCAGUAUGCUGGCACAGUAGAUCUCCUAGGGGAUGACGUGCGACUGGUGCUGCACGAUCUGACGGGAUUUUGCGGCCGUUGCGAUGCAAUCUUUCUCAGCAUGGAGGACACAUCGCCGCCCAAUGGAAUAGACGAAGCAUCGCGUGCCUGGCGGAGAGGACUACGUGGUAUACCUGAUCAGCCUCACAAUGCAGGGUCAUUCGAUGUUGUUGUCGUCGGAGGAGGCAUACCUGGCUGUACAGCCGCAUUAGCAGCUGCACGAAUGGGGGAUCGUGUUGCCCUUAUUCAAGACCGUCCUUACCUCGGCGGCAAUGCCAGCGUAGAGAUCGGGCUCACUCCACGCGGUAUGACCAACUCCAUCAUCCAAGAGCUCUCUCAUCGCGACCUCGACGGCGACCCAGUCGCGAAGCAGCUGCUUGAUGCAGAACCCAACGCCACAGCGUUCAUGGAAUACACUGUUUACGAUGCAGCCCUCACCGGUUCGCAGAUAACAUCGGUGAAGGCCCGACAUGCCCGCACUAGAAAGGAGAUUUGCCUUUCAGCUCCAGUCUUCAUUGAUUGCUCUGGCAAAGCCAUUCUUGGUAUCUGCACUGGCGCAGAGACCCUUUUUGGUCAGGAGUCCAAGGCGAUGGCCACUGAGGUCGCCAAAGACUACUCUGAUCUUCGGGGUCAGCUCAAUAAGCCCGGUCUUGAGAAUGGCCCGGGACCUCUUGUUGUGCCUCCGAAUUUUGUACUCGAUCCUGCCAUGGAUAUGAAGAUGAAGGGACCUCUUACCCACUUCUGGGAGUACGGCCAAUGGCUCGAUCCAUAUACUAAUGGUGAACAUAUUCGGGACCAUCUCUUGCGCGCCAUCUACGGGACUUUCCACAACGUGAAAGAGAUGGAGCCCGAGACUUACGCGAAUCUGGAAUUCGAUUGGGUAGCAUCUGUGGCUGCUCAGGGAGAGUUCAAGAAGUACAAGGGAGACUACAUUCUUACAGAGACCGAUAUCCGCGAUCACAAAGUCUUCCCCGACGCUGUGGUUCAGAAUGCAGGCGCCUUUUGUCUACAUUACCCAGGCGACAAAAAGUACGACUUCCGUCUGCAGGCCUGGGAAUGGGAUGAGCGGGAUAAAAAGCCUUACGACAUCCCUUUCCGGUGUCUCUAUUCGUCUAAUAUCUCGAACUUGAUGAUGGCGGGGAAACAUAUCAGCACUACGCACAUUGGGGGAUCCAACGCCAAGUUCAUGGCCAAUGGAGGAUGCCACGCUCUGGCAACAGCUGCCGCGGCGCACUUGUGCAUUAAGCACCAAACCAAUCCUCGUCGUAUCUAUGAGAAACACCUUCAAGAGUUGAAGGCAACUGUCAUCCGCCAGGGCCAGGGUAUCUGGGACAGAAAAUCGGACAACAGACUGUAA